UGGAAUGCAAUGUUAGCCGUGGCUUUAUGCCGAAACUUCCAUCCCUUGGUCCCACCGCCGCCACCAGGACUACAGAUAAAGUCAUGAUACUAGCGUAUUACAGGAGCGGGUCAUCUUUCUUAGGGGAGCUUUUCAAUAAUAACCCAAGCAUGUUCUACCUCUACGAACCCCUAUGGAAUUACCAAUUCGCUGUGAAGUACCGUCGAAACUUAACGUAUUGUAAUGGAACUAGCAGGAUGCCACCCGUCCAUGGUAACGAAUUUGCAGAAUAUACUAAAAUAUUAGACGACAUAUUGAACUGCAGAAUACGAUCUGUACCUCUAGAAGUGAGCACGGCUUCCCGUAAAAACGAGCACGGGUUUCUCACUUCUGUCAGCCGUCACAAAACCUUGGAGAGCAGCCCGUACUACAAGUGCCUGAGACAAAACAAAGGGCUUAAUGACAGGAAUUGCAUCCAUAUCAUGGAGGGCGUUUGCAAGGGGUCAAAGGUCAAGGUCAUCAAGACGAUCCGCUUCGAGAUGUGGCAAAUGGAGGAACUUCUGCUUAAAAAUCCCGGACUUAAAGUUAUUCAUUUGAUGCGGGAUCCUAGAGGGCAAAUAACGUCUGUUAAACGUACCCUUUCAAAUCCUGACCCCGAUGAUCUCAUUAGCAAGUCAUGCAUGUUGAUGCUACGUAACCUAAACGCUCACCGCAAACUAGAUUUAAAAUUCCCGGGGCGCAUUACGCAAGUAUUUUAUGAAGACUUAGCAAUAUCUCCAUUUACGACGGCAAAAAUGAUAUAUGAGUUUAUAGGGAUGGAAUUACCCAGCGUCAUCGAGAAAGCACUCUAUGAAAGAACUAUGGCAGGGAAAAAAGACAAUGGAGUCAGCGGAACUACUCGGAAAAAUUCCACAUUGACUGCGCAUGCGUGGGUUAACAAAAUUGACCCAGCGUUUGCUCAUUUGAUUGACGACAUUUGUACGGACCUCCAUGAUAGGAUUGGCGUGAUGAAGUUUGACAAAUUGCGCGAAAAGUUCAAAUUUUAACCGUUUCUAGUAGUUCUAUCGCCCAAUUACCCAUGUUUAGACAUGUAUAUCUCUUCAUCCCGCACUCGAUCAACUUAAUUAAUUUCUACAGGCACCAGGUCAUUUUACUACUAUUGGACAAUGUUACAAAUUUGCCAAUUGACACAUUCCCAAAAGAUAGUCCUAUUAAAAAAAUCCUGGAUAUGCUUGUACCAAGGUAUAUUUAGCAUCUAUCUACUUAUAAAUCUAAUCAAGUUAUGGUAGGUAGCAUUAUAUGUACUGUUCCAACAGUUCACUCAUGAACAGUCACAUAGUUUCUAUCUAUUCAAAUCUUUUUGACAUUUAACAUAAAUAUCAGUAUGAAUUGAAUGGCGGUUGCAAAAUUAAUGUAUUGAUGUGUGCACUGAACGGAAUAAGCCUUCACAAAUGCAAGGAGCAUUAUUCAAUGUUGUCAGAACACUUUUUCAUACUUAUCCUACAGGGAAAACAUGCUUUAUCGAACGGAGGAUGUUUAUAUUUGCUGAAUAGAGACACUGUAUGUAAAUAAAAAAUAGACCUGUAUUACAAUAAUGUCUGCUUCAGCAAAUGGAGAAAAAAUAUUACGAGGGAUUUAGAAGGAAGUUUAAUCUGAAUCAAUGACACGCUAUUGUGACUGUGGUGCAGAUAA
This is a messenger RNA of Lingula anatina, 1671 nucleotides long. RefSeq names its product carbohydrate sulfotransferase 3. NCBI's taxonomy places the organism in Eukaryota, Metazoa, Brachiopoda, Lingulata, Lingulida, Lingulidae. Gene Ontology annotation, biological process: sulfur compound metabolic process; N-acetylglucosamine metabolic process. Gene Ontology annotation, molecular function: N-acetylglucosamine 6-O-sulfotransferase activity. The record is from RefSeq and is a predicted model, not a curated record.